AUGGACAUUACCUUCAUCACCAUCCAUGACCUGGAUGAGGAGGCGACAAUCCUCUACGCCUCCGAAUCAAUUAGCGAUGUGUUGGGCUACAGCUCCCAGGACGUCAUCGACAAAUCGUGUUUCGACUUUUUCCAUCCAGACGAAGAGCCAAUUGCUCGUGGUGUGCACGGCAAGGGAGUUGGGCUGGAUAAGGCCGCCGUCCUUGCCUACUGUUCAUUGAGACAUAAAGAUGGGAGCUGGGUGCAAUGCGAGAUGGUAUUCACAGUGGUAUAUGAUGUGUUUGUUGCUGCGACUACGCUAUACGUAGAUGGAUCGUCUAAGCGGCAGAAUCGCCGAGAAAUAGCACCACAUAUCCGCCGCCUCUUCGGCCCGGAAACCCCACCAGACCCGCGCAGGGACAUGCUCCACCACCUCUCCGGCAAGUUCACAACUGAUGGAUACCAACACGAACCCCGCGCUGCGUUCAUCUUGAAUCGCUAUACCCGGACCUUGUGCGUCCUGUACGCCACACACGCAACCGAGUCAAUCCUCGGAAUCCACCCCGAUCACCUCAUCGGAAAGAGUUUCUUCUCGUGCAUCCAGGAGCAGUUCCUCGAAGGCGCUGUCGAUGUCGUGGAGCGUGCCAAGGAGAAUGACUCGAUUGCGUAUAUCCGCUUCGCCUGGCGCGAUCCGCGGUUAUCAUCUGAAUCCACUACACCAGAGUCUUCAGAGGAAGAAGAAGAGGAUUCGCCUAGACCACAGACGCAGGAGAGCCCGGAGACAUCGGCAUACAGUACCUCACCCGAAGAUGAACGACCACGGGCUGGAGGGCACCGCAGCUCUGUUUUGGAGAGGUCAGGCAGUGACGAAGAAUCUCAUCUUGCUGGACAAGACGAGUCGUUUGAAGUAGAAGCCGUCGUAUCCUGCACAUCGGAUGGACUCGUUGUCGUCCUUCGCCGUGCUCGCCCCGCACCGCCUCGUGCGUCCGAGCCGGAUCUUUAUGCCAGUCCUUGGGCUACUCACCCGCGUACCCCCGAACGUGUGGACCGCAUUCGCGAUACUUUAAAGAAAGCUGCGAGGUCACAGCAUGAACAGCCAAAGCCGGACGUUAUGGAGUCGAUUCGCCAGGUCGCAGUUUUCGUGUGGUCUAUGCAGAUCAAUGAGGAUGUUGUUGAGACAUACGCAAGGGGACCGAAUAAUAAGAUUAUGAAAGGAGAGAGCUUGGCAAGGGAAGAGCGCCAGAGGAAAGCCUACGAAGAAGGAGAAGAAGGAGGCGGAGGCAGCAGGAAGGGUAGCGAGGAUAGUGGACUUGGUGGACAUUCGGUGGAGACUAGUGUCAGUGAGGGGAACACUCCGGAGAAGGGGAAGGGCAAACGGCGUUCGGAGGAUUAG
Messenger RNA from Saitoella complicata NRRL Y-17804, 1371 nucleotides. RefSeq lists its product as uncharacterized. Bases 1 to 1371 code for a protein of 456 amino acids. The record is from RefSeq and is a predicted model, not a curated record. The transcript is spliced from 3 exons. NCBI's taxonomy places the organism in Eukaryota, Fungi, Ascomycota, Saitoellomycetes, Saitoellales, Saitoellaceae. Gene Ontology annotation, molecular function: protein binding.